AUGCGUCUUCUCAAAUACGACGAACAUGGUGAGCUCGGCAUUGUCCGCUUCGAGGAUAGCGCACUGCCGCCCUAUGCGAUACUUUCACACACGUGGGGAACUGAUGCGGAGGAGGUGACCUUCGCAGAUGUCAUAACAGGCGACGGCAAGACCAAGCUUGGAUACGAGAAGAUACGUUUCUGUGGACAACAGGCACAGCGGGAUAACUUAAGAUACUUCUGGGUCGACACGUGCUGCAUCGAUAAGACAGAUAAGGCUGAGCUGUCCCACGCUAUCCGAUCUAUGUUUCGCUGGUAUCAGAAUACAUCAAGAUGCUAUGUGUAUCUACCGGAUGUAUCGACAGGGACAUGGAAGUCUGGUGAUAUGUCUAAUUGGGAAUCUGCUUUUAGGUCAAGCCGAUGGUUCACGCGUGGUUGGACACUUCAGGAGCUUCUUGCUCCAAGCAUUGUCGAGUUCUUCUCUCAGGAAGGGACGUUACUCGGUGACAAGAUAUCUCUUAAAUUUUUGAUCAGCAAAAUCACUGGCAUUCCAUGCGAAGUAUUUGACGCAGCUGCUCUUUCCCAGUUCAGCAUCGACGAGCGGCUGCGCUGGAAAGGCGACAGAGAGACUAAGCGCGAAGAAGAUGCAUGGUACUCUUUGUCGGGCAUCCUUGAUGUCGAGAUAGCCCCAGCGUACAGCGAAGGGGCGGCAAGCGCAUUCAAGCGUCUAAUGGACGAGGUCCAUAGAGUAGAGAGAUGCAUCCAAGACAUACGCGGUACGGAUCCCCGUGACGACAAGAAGCGCAUCGAGGACACCAAAGGCGGACUGCUAGCGGAUUCCUAUCGCUGGGUUCUUGACAACGCCAUUUUCCAGCAAUGGCAACAGGACCUCCACGGCGGACUGCUGUGGAUAAAAGGUGAUCCUGGCAAGGGAAAGACAAUGCUACUCUGUGGAAUUAUAGACGAGCUGCACAGCUCACUAUCUAAGACAACACUCCUAGCAUAUUUUUUCUGUCAAGCUACCGACUCGCGUAUCAAUAGCGCGACAGCAGUACUGCGAGGGCUAUUAUACAUGCUUAUUAAGCAGCAGCCGUCGCUUGUAUCGCAUAUCCGUAAGAAGCAUGAUGACGCUGGAAAAGCCUUGUUUGAGGAUGCGAACGCCUGGGUGGCGUUGACAGAGGUCUUUACGGACGUACUACGAGACCCAGAAUUGCGCAAUAUCUACCUAGUCAUUGACGCAUUAGACGAAUGCGUUACUGACUUACCAAAGCUGCUUGACUUUAUUGCAAAGCAGUCGUCUACGUCUACGUCUACGUCUUCUACCUGCAACAAGUGGAUAGUGUCCAGUCGUAACUGGCCAGACAUCGAAGAACAACUGGGGAAGACAGAGCGCAAUGUACCACUAAGUCUUGAGCUGAAUGCUGACUCUGUGUCCGCAGCUGUUGGUAUCUUUAUCCAGCACAAAGUGUUUCACUUAGCACAACAAAAGAAAUACGACGAAAAAACCAGAGACGCAGUACUCGAGCGCUUGAUAUCGAAUGCAAACGACACCUUCUUAUGGGUAGCACUAGUCUGUCAAGACCUUCAAACUACUGCGAGACGAAACGUGCUUAAGAAGCUAGGCUUGUUCCCACCAGGACUAGACGCACUAUAUAAGCGGAUGAUGCAGCGGAUUAGCGUUUCAGAUGACGCCACACUUUGUAAGCAGGUGCUGGCUUUGAUUGGACUGGUGUAUCGGCCAAUUGCGCUGCAGGAACUGGUAGUCCUGGCUGAACAGCUCGAAGGUAUAGACGAUGAAAUAGAGCUGCGGGAGAUUAUCAGCCUCUGUGGAUCAUUCCUUACUUUGCGACAAGACGCAGUCUAUUUUGUGCAUCAGUCUGCCAAAGAUUUUCUUUUUGCAGAAGCGUUUGAUGAAGUCUUUCCUGAUGGGACUGAAGACGCUCACCAGAUCAUCUUCUCAAGGUCGCUUGCCAAUCUGUCCAGGACGUUACAGAGGGACAUGUAUAACCUUAAAGUACCGGGGGUUCCUAUCGAGAAUGCUGAUCCGCCUGAUCACGAUCCACUAGCUGCAUCACGCUACCCGUGCGUCUACUGGAUUGAUCAUUUGUACGAAUCGAAACCUAAGUUUCACGGGAAAAGUGUCAACGACCUGCAAUUUGUAGGUGUGGUUGACAGGUUCAUAAAAGAGAAGUAUCUCUAUUGGCUAGAAGGGCUUAGCUUGUGCAAGGGUAUAGGGAAAAGCGUGGUUUCGAUGGCAAAAUUAUAUUCUCUGGUCCAGGAGAUGAAGGGCAUAGAUGAGCUAACUAAGCUUGUCUACGACGCACGACGAUUCUUGAUGUAUCACAAAGGCGCAAUUGAGAGCUAUCCUUUACAAGUAUACGCAUCUGCGCUGUUGUUCAGUCCGACAGGGAGCACAAUAAGAAACAUCUUCUAUCACGAGAAGCCGAAGGGAGUGACCAUUGAGCCAGCAAUAAGCACUGGGUGGAGUGCGUGCCUGCAGACGCUCGAGGGUCAUACCAGUAUUGUCACCUCUAUAGCCUUCUCGCACGACUCGACUAAGCUAGCAUCGGCUUCAGACGAUAAAACCGUCAGAAUCUGGGACAUGAGCACCGGCACGUGUCUGCAGGCUUUUACAGGCCACAACGAAACUGUCACUUCUAUAUCUUUCUCGCAUGACUCAACCAAGCUAGUGUCAGCAUCAAAAGACAAGACCAUCAAGCUAUGGGAUAUAAGCAGCGGUACAUUCUCAGAGAUUUCCACAGGCCAUAGUGAGGCUAUCACCUCUGUAGCCUUCUCACAUGACUCAAAUCAGCUAUUGUCGGGGUCAGAGGACUAUACUGUCAAGCUAUUAGACAUAAGCACCAGCGCAUGCCGACAUAGUUUUGAAGGCCACAGUGCUGCUGUUAUGUCUGUAGUGUUCUUACACAACUCUACUAAGCUAGCUUCAGCAUCAACUGACAAGACAAUCAGGCUUUGGGAUAUAAGCAGUGGCAUGUGCCUACGGACGUUCACGGGCCAUGAUGCUUGUGUGAAAUCUAUAGUCAUCUCGCAUGACUCGACGAAGCUAGCGUCAGCAUCGAACGACAAGACCAUCAAGCUAUGGGAUAUAGGCAGCGGCAUGUGCCUACAGACGCUCAUAGGCCAUAGUAAACACGUUAGGUCUGUGGUCUUCUCGCAUGACUCAACUAAGUUGGCGUCGGCAUCUUUCGACCUUACUGUUAAGCUGUGGGAUGCGAGCAGUGGCGUGUGUCUGCAGACGUUUAAAGGUCAUAUGUUUCAUGUUACGUCAGUUGUCUUUUCGCACGAUACGAGUCAGCUGGCGUCAGCAUCAAACGACAAGACUAUCAAGCUAUGGGACAUCAGUAGCGCAUGUAUGCAGACGUCUGCGGACCACAGCCGCUCUAUCAACUCUAUAUCCUUCGUCCACGAUUCGACCAGGCUAGUAUCAGCAUCGCACGAUAAUACUGUCAAGCUCUGGGAUGCAGGCUGCGGGGUGUGUUUGCAGACGUUUGAAGGGCACAGCGAUAGUGUUACCUCUGUCGCCUUCUCACACGACUUAACACAGCUAGCGUCAGCUUCAAAUGACUAUACUAUCAAGAUGUGGGAUGUAAGCAGCGGUACGUGCCUACAAACACUCACAGGUCAUAGUAGUCUUGUCCAAUCUGUAGCCUUCCCACACGAUUCGACUAAGCUAGUAGCAUCAGCAUCAAGUGAUAAGACUGUCAAGCUGUGGGAUACGACCACUGGCACCUGCUUGCAGACGUUUACCGGCCACAAAAAGCAGGUCAUUUUUGUGGGUUUCGUGGAAAACUCAACGAAGCUGGGAUCAAUAUCAGACGACAUGACCGUCAAGUUCUGGGAUGUGAGAAGCGGCGCGUGCCUGUCGACGGUGGACCUCGGCUGGCGCAGUUACGACCUAGCCUUCAACCCCACUGACUCACCUCUCUAUACCAAGACCGGUCCUGUUGUCCUUCAUGGCGACGCUAGUCCAAGAUUCCUAGUUACGGCGGAACAUGGGCGCUCCUUAAAUAUAGACAUAAGAGUUAGCCCAGAUAAGACGUGGAUUCAGCAUCAUGGCAAGAAUAUCCUGUGGAUACCAUCAGAGUAUCGGCCGUCACGUUCUGCGAAGUGCGGGAACAGGGUUGGCGUGGGCACUGGGCCUGGCAAGAUAUGGUUCUGUAGUGUUGACUUUUGA
Messenger RNA from Bipolaris victoriae FI3, 4173 nucleotides. RefSeq lists its product as hypothetical. Gene Ontology annotation, molecular function: protein binding. The record is from RefSeq and is a predicted model, not a curated record. The transcript has 2 exons. Bases 1 to 4173 code for a protein of 1390 amino acids. NCBI's taxonomy places the organism in Eukaryota, Fungi, Ascomycota, Dothideomycetes, Pleosporales, Pleosporaceae.